Molecule: messenger RNA, 2253 nt
Organism: Engraulis encrasicolus (European anchovy)
Lineage: Eukaryota; Metazoa; Chordata; Actinopteri; Clupeiformes; Engraulidae
Exons: 1
Coding region: 1-2253 (750 amino acids)
Biological process (GO): DNA integration
Molecular function (GO): nucleic acid binding
Source: RefSeq, a predicted model, not a curated record
AUGGACUUGUUCAGGGCACUUAAACUGUCAAUCGUGGACAAUGCCGUGCAAUCACCUGCUGCUGCUCCGGUGACUGAGGUCACACAAGGCACGAGCAUGACACUGGGCUUAGCCAAGAACUUUGUACACCAAGUGAAGGUGAAGGAGGGCAACGAAGCCGUCCGACCCAAGCAGCAAAAGCUGAGGAGACUUCCACUUUCCGUGAGACAGGCGGUCUCCGCGGAACUCGAGCGACUGCUGCAGCUGGACGUGAUCGAGAGGAUCGACGCUUCCCCAUGGGUCUCCCCCAUCGUAGUCACGCUACGGAAAAACGGUGCGGUGAGACUGUGUGUGGAUCUACGUGAGCCGAACAAGUCAAUUGUGAUGGACAGUUUCCCUUUGCCUCACAUGGACGAUAUAUUCUCAAACAUGAGUGGGGCAACAGUGUUUUCCACCAUUGAUUUGGCAAACGCCUACCAUCAAGUCCUCUUGGCUGAGGAGAGCCGAGACCUUACUGCAUUCAUAACUCACGAGGGACUGUUCAGAUUCAAACGAGUGCCUUACGGACUCUGCUCAGCCCCAAGCGCAUUCUGCAAAAUGAUGUCAAUACUGCUGAAAGGGCUCGAGGGGGUGCAGUACUUCCUAGACGACGUCAUCGUCUACGGCAAAAGCAAGGAGGAACACGACCGUAACCUCCAAAAGGUGCUCGCUGCGAUCAGAGAGGCUGGCCUACAGCUCAACGACGAAAAAUGCCAAUUCAACAAAUCCAGCCUGCGGUUCCUUGGGCACACCAUCUCCGCCCAGGGCCUGCAGCCACUGUCCGAGCAUGUCAGAGCCAUCACGGAGGCUCCGGCACCAACGGAUGCAACUACACUACGCUCAUUCCUGGGGCUCACAGCGUGGUACCAAAAGUUCGUCUACAACUACGCCUCGCUUGUGGAGCCCAUGCGCGCUUGCUUGCGCGAGGACACUUUUCGUUGGACUGAGGCAGCACAGGAAAGUUUCCAGGCGGUCAAGGGGUGCAUAGUCAACAGUUCAGCACUCGCCGUGUUCGACCCGAGCUUGCCAACGUAUGUGUCCCCGGACGCAUCGGACUACGGCUUGGGAGCGGUGCUGACCCAACUUCACCCGGACGGGACCGAACGCACCGUGGCAUGUGCGUCACGUACCCUUUCCUCUGCUGAGCGCAAGUACUCCAUCGUGGAAAAAGAGGCACUGGCCUGCGUGUGGUCAGUGGAAAAGUGGAGAUCUUUCCUGUGGGGCACGAGAUUCACGCUCCGCACAGACCACCAGGCGCUGACUACCCUGCUUGCAACCAAGGGCCUGGGCCGUGCAGGAAUGCGCAUUGCCCGUUGGUCUGCGAGACUGCUGUGCUUCACGUACGACAUGGAAUACCGCCCUGGCUCACAAAAUCAGCCGGCAGACUGCUUUUCCCGUCUUCCUCUGCCAGCUGAGGAGGACACUGAAUCAGUGACAGAGCCAGAGCUCGUUGCUCUGUUGGACACAGAGCUGAAAGCGCUCUCAAUAGACCAGUUCACCGAGGCAUGCGAGGCUUGCCCCGAAUUGACAGCUCUCCGAGAGCAGAUACACCGGGGCUGGCCGAAGAACCAAAAAUCUCUGCCAAACGAACUGAUACCAUACUUCUCAGAGAGAGAUGAACUUUCUGUGCAGGACAUGAUCAUUUACCGGGGCCCUCACCGCCGCGUUGUGCCAGUGGCGUUGAGAGAACAGCUGCUGGGCCUAGCACACGAGACACACCAGGGCAUCGUGCGCACAAAGCAGAUGUUGCGGGACUUGUACUGGUGGCCCGGGAUGGAUGCGCGUGUGCAGGACAGCACGCGCAACUGCGAAGCUUGUCGGCUGAAUGACAAAAGUGCUAAAACUCAUGUUGCUCCUCUUCAGCCGGUGGCGCUGCCUGAUGCCCCAUGGCAGAAACUGGGCAUCGAUAUCGUUGGGCCGUUCGAGUCUGCGACCUGGGACUGCCGCUACGCAGUCACUCUUGUGGAUUACUUCACAAAAUGGCCGGAGGUCGCUUUCACUUCUACAAUCACCACUGCGUCAAUCACCUCCUUUCUAUCUGCAGUCUUUGGCCGAUUCGGAAACCCUACCGAAUUGGUGAGCGAUAACGGAACGCAGUUUACAUCCAACGAGUUUGCCGAGUACCUUGCCGUGAGGGACAUCAAACACCGCAAAGUAUCCCUCUACUACCCUCAAGCGAACGGCGCCGUGGAGCGCUGGAACCGCGUUCUGAAAGAAACACUGCCGAACAGCUGA